Diachasmimorpha longicaudata is the source of this 1202-nucleotide messenger RNA. RefSeq lists its product as uncharacterized. Bases 162 to 740 code for a protein of 192 amino acids. Lineage: Eukaryota; Metazoa; Arthropoda; Insecta; Hymenoptera; Braconidae. The transcript is spliced from 4 exons. The record is from RefSeq and is a predicted model, not a curated record.
UCACCUAAAUUAUCGCAUAAUGUUAUUAAGUGAGAAAAAAGGAUUGGAGGUAGUGGAAGGGGAAGUUGUGAGGUGUAUAGAUACUUGGUAGCGUUCGGCGAUGAUUCGCGUAUGAAACGUGUACUUGGCCGAUACGCUACCGCGUAUCUCGAUUAACGGCGAUGCGUAAAGCCUCAAAGCAUGUUGAAGUGGACGCAAUCAUUGUUCGAUCAGAAAUAAAUCGAAAAGAUCAACCUGAGGAUGCGAUCGUCCUGGGACCUUCCAGAGAUCGAAGAGAUGGUGAACAAUGGCUAGCUACUCCACAGAUGAUUCACGAAUCCUCAGAAGCUUUAAAUAUUUCAACUCAAACUCUAUCUAUGAGCUCUUCAAUUUCGUCCCACUUUUCACUUUUGACAUCCCCAAAGCCGAUAGGCAGUUCUAGUCCAAGAUCGCCGCUGAAGGAUAUCGGCAAUAGAGUCACAAUGCGGAAGCUUAAGAGUUCAGGCAUCAAUCUUACAAAGCCAAGGCAAUCACCAGCCUCGUUCUCCAGACCUAUUAAAGAUUUAGAUGAUGAUGGAUUGGAAGAUGAAAAAAAAGAUUUAAAGGAAAUCAUGAUCAUGUGUUGCCGACAAGUGCGUAUGAUUGGACACAAAAUAGAUCGUCUGAAGGGUCAAUUUGUAGAGAUGAAAAAUGAAAUAACUCAUCUAAGAAGUGCCCCCCAUCCAAGCCAAUUAAUCGAUGGAUUUGGUACAGAAUCAUAAGGAGAUGAGGCCAGAGAUGGAUUCAAACUACCGUGUAAGACUCUGGAAGAAUUGAGAGCUUUUGACAAGCAAUUGGAAGAGGAUAAGUCUUACAGGAAAAAAAUUUGCAUGAAGGUGCAUAAGUGCAUCAACAAAGAGCUUUCACUCUCGCGAAAUUUGGGCGUAGUUCUUCGCAAAUUUCUCACACAACAAGUGGGAAAUAAGAUGACCCCUUUGAAAAAGGUGCAGGGCAAAGAGCUGUUCAAGAAUCUGAAAUUUUAUGGUUGUCUUAUUGCUGUUUUUGGUUUAAAUUUUGGAUCUAAAAAAGAACCUUUGGAACGUAAGACUUUCAAUGUUGCAUUAAGUGGGGCUUUGAACAAUUCUGGAGACUGGGAUGGUGGACGAUCUCGUCGAGCUAAACGCACUAAGUUGAAGGAACCAAUCAAUCCAGAGUAUGGCGACGCAUUCAUGGCAGAGAUAUUA